Messenger RNA from Arabidopsis thaliana (thale cress), 676 nucleotides. Its product is annotated as Heavy metal transport/detoxification superfamily protein. The transcript has 3 exons. The coding region runs from base 65 to 565 and encodes 166 amino acids. The record is from RefSeq and is marked reviewed. Lineage: Eukaryota; Viridiplantae; Streptophyta; Magnoliopsida; Brassicales; Brassicaceae. Gene Ontology annotation, molecular function: metal ion binding.
AUAUUGAAAGCAAAAAGAUCUUAAGACAAAACGUAAAUUCUCGAUCGACAAGAUAAUUAAGAGAAUGUUUGAUUGGAUACAUGGAAACUCUCGAUUACCAAUCGCUUUAUCUAUUGUGGAGCUUUUGGUAGACAUGGAUUGUAAAGGAUGUGAAAAGAAGGUUCGAAGAGCCAUUUCUAAACUCGAUGGAGUGGACACGGUAGAGAUAGACGUGGAUCGACAAAAAGUGACAGUCACGGGAUACGUUGAUCGAGAAGAGGUUCUAAAGAUGGUGAAACGAACGGGACGAACAGCGGAAUAUUGGCCAUUUCCUUACAAUGGAUAUUAUGGUGAUUACUAUACAUAUCCUUCUCAACAUUUGGAACAAUCGGAUCAGAAGAUAUAUCAGACAAUCUCAUAUAGUGGAAAGUAUGAUUUCUAUGACGUUGACGACUUUCAAAAUACAAACAACUCUACUAUCAAUGGUUAUUAUCCUAGUUCAUCCCAAAAAGUUCAACCUAAUAUCGAUGAAAAUGCUCUUCAUCUUUUUAGCGAUGAUAAUGCUCAUGCUUGUACUAUCAUGUGAUUUGUGUUAUUAAUUUUUGACGUUGGAUUCUUUCAUUCCUUUAUUCAUUUGUUCAUUCUUAACCAAAACAAGAUUUUGUUCCCUCUAUUGUAUAAGUUUGUUUGAUAUAAU